UAAUAGUAGUAGUCGUAGUGGUGAUGGAGAUGGUAAUAGUAGUGGUGGUAGUCAUAGUUGUGGUAGUGGUGGUACAAAAUAAAAAAGUAAUAUAUAGGGGAUCUAGGUUGGAGUGGCCCAGAUAUGUACACUCAUAUUGAUUUUAAAUUAAAAAAAAGAUAUAUCAAAUAACCACGCAGGUAUGUUUUAAACAUGUGCAGCAAACAGGCGUGACAAAAUUGCACACAUCUUCUUCCAUAGUAUCCGCCCUUAACUAUUCUGGUAAUAAUACUAUUACUGGACGUCCUUAAAAACAACAACACAAAGGAAAAGAAACACCCCACCCUUGCAGCCAUUAUGUACAGACCUAGUAUCUACCACUUUGGGUCCGCCUAACGUUGUAAUAUGCCUCUUACUUCACCGUUCCACCAGCCAAGUGGAGCUAAUAUAAGUCGUGCCUAAAAGAGAAAUAUUCUCUGUAAAUAAUCAGUUAGAUAACGAUAUACAGAUCAGGUUUGAUAUGUUACCACUCCCCCGGUAGUAAACUCUUGGUCACGUGACGUCGCUCCUCGAGCGCGCCAAUUACUGGCUGUAACUGUAUCCCAGCUCCGAGUCUGGUGGUGUACAAACCUUUAGACUGCGCAAGGCACAGAACGUUUUAAAACACACAAAAAUGGAUGGAUUAUUAACUUCAAGAAUACUGUUCGUUGCGCUGGGAUGUAUGCUAUUUUUUAACAAAGUGUUGGCGGAAGACAUAGAAUGUACUGGUCAAUGGACGAAGGUGCACCGAGGCUGCUACAAGUUUGACACGGAGAAGAAGACGUGGGAUGAAGCUAAAGCGGCAUGUCAAGAAGAUGGCGGAGAUUUGACCUCUAUCGCAUCUAUGGCUGAAAGGAGGCGCGUAUUCAAAGAAUUGGACAAACAGAAGAAAGUGCUUUCAAAACUGCAAAAAGUGAUAACCUCGGACGGCCUUCUCACAUGGUGGGUGGGGCUUAGGAGAGGUACGGGCGCAUGGACGUGGGAAGAUGGCACCGAACACAGUGAUAGAAUCGUACAAUGGGCACCAGGAGAACCAAAUAACCGAAGAGGAAAAGAGCACUGCGUAGAGCUGAAGUUUGACGGCAAACUGAACGACAAGAACUGCCAAGAACUGAGGCCAUUCAUUUGUGAAAAAUAUAAACUAACCACCAGACCACCACUUGAGACGACGGCUCCGGCAGUGACAGCAACACCUACGACAACGCCUGCAGUAACUCUGGGUACGACAACAGUGAAGAACACAUCACCAACAGAGCACCACACAACCCAGGCAACAACUACAUCAAAACCGGCGACAACGGCGACACAGACCUUGAAAACAUCAACUACGACGACACAGACUCUGAAAACAUCAACUACGACGACGCCAAUGACUACACGUAGAGAUUCCAAGUCCAGGGCUAGAACCACAGUCAGCCUUUUGACAAGCACCACGUGGGAAGAGAGACUUUCGCCAUUUUUAGGAUGUUAUCAAAUCGAUAGUUCUAACUUCUUGAAUUACGACCCAUCAGCUCCCAACUGUCCCAGAGUUCACGCGUUCAACCAGGACUGGCCCGAGACUCCCGUGCAUUCCUUGGCUGAAAUACCCUGCAGACAGGGGACAGGAACAACCACCUGGAGAUGCUGGUCUAAACCCACCUGUUGGCGUGGAGAACCAGAUUUCGCAGACUGUGCCUCACCGAAAUUCAACAGUCUACUACAAAAGGUGAAGGUCACUGAUGGUCCUACAGCGAGUCCAGAGGAGCAGGACAAGCAAAUGAUGGAUAUUUCUAAAAUUCUCGCUGAUGUCACAGAGGAUGACGUCACAGCAGAGGAUGUAAUGGUAACCACUAAGGUCAUCUCCAGUUUUUCCGCUUCCGCUGGCAGUGAGGCAAAAAGUAGCGACGUGAAAACAGUUAAAAGCAUAGUGAUGAACAUCGUGAAAGCCGGCAGCAACCUCGUGUCUGAGGAAAAACAGGACACCUGGCGGGAGAUGUCGAGUAAUGACAAAGUGCGAUCUGCUUCAGCUCUGCUGAACGCCAUGGAAACGGCCACCAUGACGAUGGUUAAUAACAUAGCUGAACCAACAAACUUUUCUAGAAAAGACGACAACAUCGAUUUGAAGAUUGAAGUUGUGGAUGUAUCAGGCUCAGACGUAAAGAAGGUCGUUUACAAUGAGGAAUCAUUACAAAACACGGUGUCCAUUCCAAUAGCCUCUCUCAAAAACGCCAGCAAAGACGGUUUGGCUAAAGUUGUCUUUAUGACACAUUACAAGAUGGCCGAUCUGCUGGACGAUUCGACACCGUCUGGAGACAAGGAUUCCACGAAACCCAACAAGAUUGCGAGUUCGAUCCUCAGCAUAUCACUGGGCACUGAAAGAAUCAAACUGGUGGAACCUGUCACUUUUACCAUGAGGCUGGUCAAGAAAUUACCGCCUAAAAUGAUGCCACUCUGUUCUUUCUGGGAUAUGGAAGAUUACCCCGGAAGUUGGUCUCAAGAAGGCUGCCAGUUGGCUCAUGGGAACAGCACACACGUGACCUGUCAGUCCGACCACCUCACCAACUUCGCUAUUCUCAUGGACGUGCAGGGGAUCAAGAUGCACGUGGUGCACUCAGCCAUCCUGCAGUUCAUCACACUGGUCGGCUGUGUCAUAUCGAUGAUCUGUCUCUUCGUCUGCUGGCUCACAUUCCAGUGUCUGGGGAGUAUUCAAGGAGAACGCAACAGUAUCCACAAGAACCUAGUGGUUUGCCUGUUCUUCGCCGAGGUUCUGUUUCUUACUGGCAUCAACAGGACAGAGAAUCAGCUGGCGUGCACGCUGAUAGCCGCCGUCCUGCACUACUUCUUCCUGUGUAUGUUCACGUGGAUGCUGAUUGAGGGGCUGCACAUGGUGUUCAUGCUCACGCAGGUGUUCGACGCUGCCAAGUCAAGACUUCCGUACUACUACAUGGUCGCUUACGGUGGCCCCGCCGCAGUGGUAGCUGUGUCUGCUGGGGCGUACCACCAGGGAUACGGGACGGAGUUAUACUGUUGGUUGACAACAGAACACUACUUCAUAUGGAGUUUCGCGGGUCCUGUUGCGGUCAUACUCCUGGCGAACGCUGUUAUCCUGGUCUACACCAUGAGCAUGGUGUGUCGUCAUUCGGAAUACGUCAUGAACACCAAGGAGAAGGACUCGGCCAACUUUCGGACGUGGGUGCAGGGUGCGCUGUCGAUGGAGGUGAUGCUGGGUCUGACGUGGAUCUUCGGCUACUUCUAUAUCAGCCAGGCCACGGUGGCGCUCGCCUACAUCUUCACCGUCCUCAACAGUCUGCAGGGACUCCUCAUCUUCUGCUUCCACUGUCUCCUCAACAGGAAGGUGAUGAAAGAAUACAGACGGAUAUUCCACAUCCGGAAGCGAAAGCCAGCCUCGUCUACUCAAUCACAAUCAUUGGUUAGGAAACAUUCUGGAUCAUACGAGGUCUCGGGAAGGUCGCACGAAACAAAUUGUUGACAUUUACCAUUAAUGUGUCAACACUCUCUACUCAUUUAUGUUAACGUGAGAUGGUUUACUGUGGGCUAACAUUCACCCUACAAAUGCUGACUUUUUCAUUAGUUAAAAUCUAUUGUUGAUCUCACAAAAUCACAAACAGACCAACAAGAAUGUCUCUCAUAUUGCAUCAUGAUCUGCUAACUGAAACUGCCAUUUUUCUCACUACCAAUAUCAUCGAGCAUUACAGAGCCUUGUGGGUGAAAGAGUAUCUGUGUCCUGCACUCAUCAAAUAAUAUCAGGGAUUUUCACUGUGUCUGGUCUAAGUCGGGAGAAUAGGCAGAAGGACAUGUUCAGCAAACCUACUGACAUAGCUGUCUUGGGCCUACUAUCAUAUGGGUAGUUGGUGCCGUGUUUACACAAAAUCAAGACCAUUGCUCUGAGUACUACGAGAUUCAUCAGGGAAAAAGCCACAAUGACAUUUACUUCUGGAACAGUAUAAUAUCUCCCUUCCCCACUCACGGAAUGAAAAAACAAAUCCCCUGUCAAUAGAUGCGAUUGACAUAGUAUUGACUUUGCUCGAAGAGUUGACCUCGAUAGGUGUCUUGCUUCAUCAUCAGUACUGUUGCUUCUUUCUUCAGUGUUUAUAUCUACUGGAUAUUCCACCAUAACAUAUAACCACAGUAUUGACCACAGGGAUGUCUGUAUUAUGAUAUCGCAGGAGAAGACACCCGAUGUGUGUGAUUCUUUACCGUGCUUGUGAGAGUACACAAUGUACUUAAUAGUGUUUGGGAUUUUAUCAUUGAUCAUUGGUUAUAAUUUCUUGCCUCUAACCGAUCAGCUCUCGAUUACACAAGCGGCUAGAAUUGUGUAAACUUAAAAAGGAUUUGAAUUAUAAGAAAUAUACAUCAGCAUAGACCCUACAAACUGCUAAUAUUACCUUUAAUAACUAAUAUUUUUGUGUAUGUCCAUAUGAAAACAACCAACUAAUAUACAUCUAUUCCUUCAUCUAAACUGGAGGAACAAUUAUUGUUAAAAUGUUCCCAUAUAAUCGAUUGUGGAUUUAUAUAAUCGAUCAUGAAAUUGGUAGAGCCAAACGGAUCAAUUUUCGAUUACAAUCGAUCAGUGUAACAUCACUAGCAGUGAACACUCAUUGUCAACCUUAGUUAUGCGGAUUACAGUUCAGUAUUUACCAGUCGGUAUCACUAUCUCAUACAUGCACACCAAUUGUCACUAGCACGUCAGUGUAUAAAUAUGUACAGACCUUAACCCAGUACUGUUUGAAUGUAAGUACCGAAUACAGUAUUAUUAAUAGUAUGACGACCGGCCAAAAUAUCACGAAUGGGGGACAUGUGUGGCAAUGGACGACACAAAACCUCAGCUAUAUUCCUAAUUGCUAAGCAUGAAAUACACAAAUUGAAAGUGUUUUGUUCACUGAUAUGUUAAUGGUGUUAUUGCCAUAAUUGGGAUGUGCCUUCUGUUCGUAUUCUGUGUUGUAGUCCUAGUGUAUACCUUUAAAUAUCCCUACGCACAAAUCUAGUCACAUAAGUGUUUAUUGUAUGUCUCGUGUAUAUAAUUAAUGUCUGUUAACGUUUAUUCUAAAAUACGCAUUAUUGGCAUCACAUCAUACUGAAAGUUAAAGUGUGUUUUGUUUAACGACACCACUAGUAAUCAUCUUGAGAGGAAACCAGCUACAUUUUUCCAUUAGCAGAUAGGGAUCUUUUAUAUGAAUUUUUCCCCAUAGACAGGACAGCACAUACCACCACAAUAGGUUGGCAUUUAAGUUAUUAAACAAAAUGACCAAGGUGUUUAACGCAUUCAUACCUGUAUGCAAGUCAGCUAUAAAAUACAUACAAAUGCAACGUGUCAAUGUGUAGGAUUCAAAUCUAAUUCGUCGAUUCGCAUUAUACUUGACAGUCCACGGUUUGAACCCAAUGGUCAUCAAAUAUACGAGAUUAAUAUUAAUGGCAACAUACUAAGAACACUCUACAUAUAUGUGUGGUUUCACGGUAAUCUGUGUUCUUUUGAGUUUAUUGACUAGAACAAACGCUUACAGUCCUUAAUGCGAAUAUAUUCGUGUCAUUAUUCAUAUUAUAUACACAGAAAUCCUGUUUUAAAAUCAGGAACAAAAACAUCGUGUCUGUAGCCUUUCUUUGCUCGACUUCUACUAUCUACUUCUUCUAGUCUCUGUUACAUUCCAUUCGUUCAAAUGUUCAUAUAUCUGAAUACAGUGUAAUUAGAAAUGUAGUUUCAUUACGUGAAAGAAUAUGGAUGUCGAUAUUUAGUCAAUAUCAACAACACAUUUACUUCACUUAGUAUUUGGUUUUUCUAUGACAUAGAACUGCUUCACGGGGGAUGGGGAGAGGCACAUAAAAUUAAAGGGAUGUUCCUGACUGACUGCGCUGCCAUGGUAACAUGCUCUCUACUAACAGAGCUUUUCAAGGAUUUUAAAAUGAUAUGGUAUUUUCAUUUUCAAUAAUAAUAUUAGCGCAUAGGCACACCUGUUGAGUUCACAUUGUCCUCAUGUUUGUACAAGCUCAUAAUGGAUUUGGCAUUCUAAUUUUUUCAAAUGUGUAUGAAUAUGAAUAUAUAUAUAUACUCUUCAAAAAAAAGUAAGGGAACUCUAAUAAGAAUUUACAAUUGCCAAAAUUGUAAGGUAUAUUAGCUGUGGGGAAUGGUUAUACGAUAAUAGUGAAUUAAUU
Molecule: messenger RNA, 6165 nt
Organism: Gigantopelta aegis
Lineage: Eukaryota; Metazoa; Mollusca; Gastropoda; Neomphalida; Peltospiridae
Product: adhesion G protein-coupled receptor L3-like
Exons: 21
Coding region: 653-3487 (944 amino acids)
Biological process (GO): cell surface receptor signaling pathway; adenylate cyclase-activating G protein-coupled receptor signaling pathway
Cellular component (GO): membrane
Molecular function (GO): G protein-coupled receptor activity
Source: RefSeq, a predicted model, not a curated record